AUGGAAUCAGACGCAGAAGACACCAAGUCCCAAAUGACCCAAAACCCAUCAACACCACAAACCCACAAGCACAAGAAGAAGAAGAAGAAAAUCCCGACAGUCCAAGCCACAAUCCAAGUCGUCCCAGACAUCCCAGAGAAAACCCCUCCAUUGAUUGUGGUGACCCCAAAUGGGACCAAUGUUGAUUUUGUUGGCACUAACUAUACUGGUGAGGCCACGACUGGGCAGAGCUGCAACUUUGCACUUGGUGUUCUUGAUAAGGCCACUCAGACUUUGAAGAUUUUGCCCGUUGCUUCCAACAAGAUAUUUAGAUUACAACCAAUGGUUAGAGGCUAUAACUACUCUGCUAAGGAGCCUGAAAGUUCAGUGAAGGAACAACUUACUGGAGAAGAGAAGGCUCAGAAGCAAAUGGAGCUCCAGAGUCGCUAUGGAACGAAGAAGGCAAUUAGGGAGAGUAAAAAACUGCGCUCCUUGAAGCAAGAAGACGGUCCUGAAUCUCAAAAGGAUUUGGAUGCCAAAAUCAAACUCAUUGUGCCAAACAAGGAGGCUCUAGAAAGUACUGAAAGCCAAAUCUCUCGCCAUAUCCCACCAUUUAAUGAAUCUGCCACCACUCCCCAAGAAGCAUUUCCACUGGACAAGAUCAUCCUCACAGGAGAGUGGGAUCUACUUGGAGAUAUUUAUGAGCAUUUUCAAGGUGGAGCAGAAGUUUCAUGGGAUGCUUUCCCAAGAUUUGUUUGCCACAGAAUCCAUAAAUUGCAGGAUAUUGAGGUGGACGAGGAGAAGUUUAAGCUUUCUUGCAUAUUCUCAUACAUUACGCAUCUUAUAAAGUUCAAAGAUCAGCAUUCCAUGGAUGGUAUUUCCUCUUCCAGGACCCACAGGAUCCCAAACCUUCUAUUCCAUAAGUUUUCGACUAUGUUUCCUAUGGAGUCAAAGAGCCUAUCAAAUGAGAAAACUAAUCUCCUCAUUAGUUAUGUCUUGGUGCUUACUCUUUUCGUGGAUGAAUUCGAGACAGAUUUAACAGAUAUAGCAAAGGAUCUGAGAAUGAGCGCAAUAGCUUUGAGAAAGCAUUAUGAGAACCUUGGUUGCAAGCUUGUACGCAAAAGAAACGUAAUGUUUGCUACCCUUCCAGUCCCUCUACAAUUUCCACAAUUGCGGCAGAGGCGGCAGAAGCGCAAUAGAUGA
Molecule: messenger RNA, 1182 nt
Organism: Prunus armeniaca (apricot)
Lineage: Eukaryota; Viridiplantae; Streptophyta; Magnoliopsida; Rosales; Rosaceae
Source: the annotation of a GenBank genome assembly